CAAGUGAACUCGAGGCAACCCCUGGCUAGUCCUCGCUCGCUCGCAGCGAGCCAGUCGUGAGCCUUCGUGCCGAGGUGCUGGGGCGAUGCGCCUGGCGCAUCGACUGACGUGCGCGACUGCAGCAGCAGCAGCAGCAGUAGCAGCAACGGUGGCGGCAGCAGUAGCAACAACAGCAACAGCGACAACAGUAACAGUAACGAGCAGUGCAUCGCGCGUCGCACUAUUGCGCCCGUUGUCCGUCGUCGCCGUCGUCGUCGUUGGUGCCGGAUUCGCUGGAACGACGACGCUCGCACGUGAGCACGUCGCCGCGGUCGCGAGAUGAGAGACGUGUGACCGAGGAAAAACUGAUCGCCGGCCGGGGCAUGGCCAGCAGCACGGAGGACUACGGGUCCGAGCUGCAGGAGUUGCAGUGGGGUGGCGGUACCACUGGCACGCACUUCCUGCGCGGCGGGGGUGGCGGCGGCGGCGGUGGCGGAACUCACUACCUAAGAAGUGGCACCGGUGGCUGCUACGAAGCUGAGGACCUCGAACCCGUCAGCUCCAGCCGACAUCAUGGCGGCCAGCACCGUGGCUACUACAGCCCCCCCGGCACUAGCUACACCAUCGUUGAGAGGCCGCCCAGUGCGCCCCAUCAUCACUCGUCGCACGCGACCCCCUACAGGUCGCACAGGGGGCACACCACCGGCACCACCGGGGCCAUCUCUCCGGAACAGGUGCUCAGGCUCUUCGGCAGCAACAUGUCGUCGGAGCGGCGUCAGGCCGACCGCAGGUCGCCGGCGUCCAGUCCGGCGAGCGUGACGACGGUUCGCGGCACGCCAAUCGCGUCCAGCGGCUCGCAGCAGCAGCAGCAACAGCAGUCGCAGCAGCAACAGCAGCAGCAACAACAACAGCAAGCGAACCCGCCGACGUCGCCGAUUUCACAGCCGCUCAGCCUGCAGGAGCUCACUGUAAGGACAAUCACCAUGACGAGAGAUCCGCCAGACUCUCACCAUGGCUUUGGUAUCUGCGUGAAGGGUGGCAAGGAUGCAGGUGAGAUCCGAAGUACCUCCAGGCAACCUCCGUCGCCGUACUUCGUGCCUCGAGAACGAGAAGCGCAGUCAGGGAGGGGCGUCUUUAUCUCGCGGGUGGAAGAGGGCUCGGUGGCCGAUCGAGCUGGACUCAGGCCAGGCGACACCAUCCUGGAGGUGAACGGCACGCCCUUCCGCGCAGUCACCCACGAGGAGGCCCUCAAAAUGCUAAAGUCCUGCAGGACGCUGAGCAUGACGGUGCGAGGGCCCGCGUUGGACCCCCGGUGCCGAGGUGGACACCCCGUGUGGUCGUCAUCGGGUCGUCAGCAGUCCUGCAGCUGGAUGGACCGCGAAGGUCGCCCAGCGUCCCCACCACCCCUUCAUCCGCCCCGUGACUCCCGCUACGGGCCGAGGACGCGGAAAGUCGAGCUGUGCAUCGAGCCUGGCCAGUCUUUAGGCCUGAUGAUCCGCGGUGGUCUCGAGUACGGCCUUGGAAUCUACGUGACAGGCGUCGACAAAGACAGCGUCGCCGAUCGCGCCGGGCUUCUCGUAGGCGAUCAGAUUAUCGAGGUAAACGGACAGAACUUCGAGGAGGCGACGCACGACGAGGCUGUUCAGAUUCUAAAGACCAACAAGAGGAUGAGUUUGCUGAUACGCGACGUGGGCAAGGUUCCCCAUUCGUGUACCACCGGACAACCCAUAGUGAUCCCGACCGCUCGAUAUCCCGAACAUGACCCUCUGCUCCUGGAGAGCCCCGGGAACCAUCGUCCUCCCAGUCCCGCGAGCAGUACGAACGAGUGGAGGCAUCGGAGUGGCGUGCACACAAUUUCUGCAGCUACCGCCGCUAUGGUGGAGGAGAAGGCGAGGGUAGUUCUCGCCAGAAGCGAGCGGGCUGCGCUGUCUCAGCUCCUAGCGGAUUACAGGACACGCAGGCUGACGAUAGAGGGGUUGGUGGUCCAGCUGGGUGACCUGCUGAACACCCACGAGAAGCUGACGCUGCUGACGGAGCUCAGGGAGCUCGUCGACAACAAGGACAGAGCGGCCUUCGACGACCUCGUCUAUCGACCCCGAAUAUCGAUGGCCAGGAGAAAAGGCGAUCGCGCUCAUUCGGACCUGAUAGUGACACCCUCGCUGCAUGAUCUUCCGAGGGGUGUGCCCGCUGGUUGUUGCCGUCCGGGACGACUGGUGGACGUCGAGGGAGACCCCCUAGGAGUGACGGGCCCUCUUCUACCGCGGGAUAACCAGGAGCAUAGGUCGCCGAGCGAGGACAGCGGUCUCGGGGCCGACAUGCCCAGGACCAGAGUGGGCUGCAGGAGGGCGCAGCAGCACCAAGUGACGACCUCCGACCUCGCCCUCUCCAACGAUGACGAGUGCGACAAUCAGGACUACGAUGACGAGAUCGAGAACGGACGGGGUCGCAGGCACAGCUCCCCGGGCGGCUCGCGGGGCAACCCCCGGGAUUACAGCCAUCAUCUGCACCCGGACAAUUUGGAGAGCGACGGGGGUUGCGAGGGUAGCGACGCCGAGAUGAUCGGUAACGGGAGACGGGGCGCUGGCGAGCGGGACCGCGAUUUGGAGGAGGAUGACGAACUCGAGGGCAGGGAGGAGAGGAGCUCGGAGAGUGGAGGAGGUGGUGGAGGUUUCGGUGGUUGGAGGUCCCACCUACUCGGUGGGCUAACGCAACGCGUCAAAUCCUGGUACUGGGGCGCCAGGCCCCUUGAGCUCGCGCACAAGCUCUCGCGGAGCUUCGAUAUGCAGGAAGCACAGCUGCUGGAGGAGGGUGGUUCCGGCGGCGGGACCACCGGGAGUGGGACUGCCGGGGGUCCACCACGACGACAUCAUAGCGUGCAGCGGCUGACCCGUAGCGAGAUGUCGGAGCGACGGGAAGAAGACGGCGCUCUGGUAGUGCCCGACCAUCAGGGUAACCUGCGGAUCACCGUGAAGAAGACCAAAUCCAUACUGGGCAUCGCCAUCGAGGGCGGCGCCAACACGAAACAUCCACUGCCCCGGAUCAUCAACAUACACGACAACGGAGCAGCUUAUGAGGCUGGCGGCCUCGAAGUCGGCCAGCUCAUCCUCGAGGUCGACGGCCAGAAAGUCGAAGGUCUUCAUCAUCAAGAGGUUGCGCGGCUGAUCGCCGAGUCAUUCGCGCGUCGCGACCGCAACGAGAUCGAGUUCCUGGUGGUGGAGGCGAAGAAAAGUAACCUGGAGCCCAAGCCCACGGCGCUCAUCUUCCUGGAGGCGUAGCAGGAGUCUCCCACCUCCGAGCCGGAACCACCGUAGUCCAGCUUGACCUGAGGCUCGGUCGGCGGCGACUCCCGCAUAUAAAUCGUUGCCGCCGCCGCCGAAUCCGCUCGAAAUCGCUCGUGCAUCCGCGAAGAUCCCCAAGGAGAGCACGUGACGCGCCUUUGCGGACUGCGAUGGACGAACGGUCCGGUUUUCGUCGGAUUCGGACGGCCGAGCUGUCGGUCAGACCGCUGAUCUUGAUCUAACCUGGCCUCGGUGGUGGGAAGUUUAUUUGACCUGCGUUGAUGACAACGCGACACCCUGGAAGACAACUAUCCGAAAUGCGGCGGUCCGAGAGUCGGCGUGUUGCCGGAUUAUCCUCAUUCGAAACCGCGUGGAUGAGAUCUCGGAGAGUUGCUGGACACUCGGCUGCCGCGCGAUUCGAGUAACUCCACUUGUGUAUAUAUAUAUAUAUAUAUAUAUAUAUGCAUACAGCUGUACAUACUCUUAUAACGGACAGUUCGAUAGAAGAUGGAUGAUCGUUUCAAGAAGUUUUCAAGAAGAAAAACAACAGGAAAAAGAGAGAGCGCCGAGAAAGAGUCAAUUCGGAAUUUCUUGGCAACGCCAAUCCCGAUCUUGGACCGCCCGCUCGCGCGAUUCGAAGCCGCGGCUGGACACGGCAAGAAUGCGCAUACGCCAUCUGCGAGGGAUGAAGCGGAGGGCGCUUAUUUUUCGUCGGCGCUUCGUCAUUGAGCCGACGAUUGCUCUCGGGACCCGAGGAAAAUCCGAGGGAGGUGGAGGAUCGUGCAAUGUGCCAAACUGACUGAUCGUGAAGCCGUCUCGCGUAUAAAAACGAUCAAAAAGAAGAGAAGAUAAAAGUUACGGAGAAAAGGAGAACGCGCGAACCCCUACAUGCUCACAUCAUGUGCAGUUGCGUGAACGAUUACCUCACAGACACAUUCACAAACUACACACGUGGACUUUACGGAUUAUAAUUAUUGUAUACUUGCGCAAGACCCGAUUAAUUAUGCGAGAUUUAUUAGGGGAAAGAUAUUUGUAUGCGAAAGGCAGAAGGGCGCGGGGGAGAAAUUUGAAAGAAGAAACUUGCGCGAUUUAUUAGAAGUAAGUUCGAUGAAUCUCGAUAAAAAUAAAUGAGCGAAUUAAAGUAAACUGAAUCGAAUAAAAUAAAGCAUAGAUUUUAAAAAUGCAAUAUUUAUACACGAAAUAACUUAAAUUCUCAAUAUUCGCUCAGAAAAAUUUGCUAAAACAAAUAUGAAAUUUUAGAGCCUAGCAAUUUAUUUAUUGCAACGUAGACUUAUUUCAUUAUUGUAUUUAAGAGCUUCAAUCUCCCGUUCUGUAAAUUAGGGAGUUUGCGCGCUAAAAUGGCGACCGAUAAUGCUACACUCGCUUCCUUCUGCUUCUUGAAUACAACUACGUUGAUCAAGAUUCUCGUUAAUUCGAAUGAUUAGGUGUGUCGUUCGGCUGGUUCUCGAAAUCGCGCCUAAUAUCGCUUACUAGUCUGUUAAAUGUUACUGUAUAGAUUUAACGUUGACGUAGUUAAUAGACGUUGAUCGGGCGUCGCUAGGACGUCGCGCGUUGUUCGUUUAUUGCGUUGUCAGUUGUGUGUUAGAGAAUUUUAGCCCAUCGGGGCCACGAUAUGUGUUCUCGCGAGUAUGCGAGUGUAUGCUUUACCUUGCAAACCUAUGCAAUAACAAAAUCUUUCGUGUUAUUUAUUUACAUAGAUCGAUCUUUCGAAACCGAUUAAUUCUCUUAUCGAUGCUUGAACCUUGAAACCACUUGACAUAGUUUUAAAUUCAAUAUUUUAUCUAAUAAAUUGAUAUUACAUACAAUAAAACAAAGGUAAACAUUUAAACUGAUAUCAAAUUGAGAAGAAUGAGGCGCCUCGCACGCGCGAGAAACAUAUCGCGAGCCGGGAAGGGACUGAAGAUAAUAUUUUUUCGACUGUCGAGUAUAUAUAGCCGAAAUGCGUCGAUGAUCGUCAUCGAGGCGGAAUUAACGACGAUCUUGACCGGGAUCGAGACGAUACUGCGUCGACUUGUUACGUUGCGAGCGUUGUUGAGGCUUAAAGAAGUAUAUUACCCACGUACACAUUAUCUACACAUAUUUAUACGUGUACAUAUAAGUAUUAUUAUUAUGGAAAACUACUGUAGUGGAAUUGCAAAAUCGUACCUAAUUAACUGGGCGUCAAGCGUCUCGCCGAAGGGAAUACUUUAAAAGAAAAGGAAUAUAGAAAGAAAAAGAAAAAGAAAGAUAUGAUAGAAGCGUACGCGCGGUAUUUUCAAAGAAAAACUUAUACUUAGAGGUGCAUUAAAACAAAUACAUAGCAAGGGCCUGAUCGAGAGUUCGAGUUCAAGCGGCGAAAGAUCGCGGACGAUCCUGCGGAACGAGGAUCUUUGAGGAUCCUCCGACGAAUCUCUCUGAGUCCAGGAAAAAAAGAGCACUUGGAUUAAAAAGAUGUAUAUUAAAUCGCAAAUCAAAAAUGGAAUUAAGACUCAAGCGCUGAUUUCCUGGAUUUUCUUUUCUGAUCAAACAGGGAUGUAGAGAUCCUUCGAAUCCGUUUUGUGUCAUUAUCUAGAGAGUAUACUAGUCAUUUAAUUAAUUACGUUCUCUUUUCCUUUAAGCAACUGAUUGUUAAUAAUCCUAAAAUGCGAGAGGCCGUGUGGCAUCUUUUUUCCUCGAACCAGAAAAAUUUGGCUCAUUCUGCGUAUGGCGAUAAGUGAGUCCUGUUUUCGUAUAUACAUGUAUGUGUGCACAAUUCAGUCGAGUGAGUGCAUAUCACAUGGGCAUGAAAGCGGCUCGAUCGUCCGUGAUUUUUCCGAUUAAAGUAUUAAAAGAAAAAAAAAAGAGAGAAAAAAGAGUAAAACGUGUUAAAGUCGUAGAAUAUGCGCGUGCGAGCAGUUGAGCAAUCGUUUGAAUGCCAAAUCGAGCCACGAGCGAGCGAAGGAAAAUGCUUAAUCACGGUAUCCAGGCGAUUAAACCCUUACCACGUGACACGAUAAUUGUACAUCGUAAUACAAAUGUCGUUUUGUUAAUUAUUAUUAUAAUUGUCAACUUUCAUGGCCUAUUUGGAGUUUGACUCGCAAAUAAAUUCACCUUGGAAACAAUCAUUUAAAAUUUAAGAAGUAAGAAUAUUUUUAACGAUGCUUUUCGAGACAAUUUGAUUUACUAUUGUAUAAAAUCUCUUCUUCCUUUUUUGCCGUAAUAAAUUCUCGCUUGACAUCACCGAAGGAGCAUCUCGCAUCUAUUCGUGGAGCCGUCGUAAGGAUUUAAUAGCUGCGGUUUCGGCAAAUGUGCCAAAAAGUUUGCGCUUAAUCACACCGAUCAAUGACAACGGCAGCUUCAGUCGGCAUCGUCGCAUCGUAAAAAAGGAGAGAAAAGAGGAACAACGAAUAUCGAGAAGGAUUUCCCGGAGCACAUUUGAAUCUUUUCUUCGCUAUUCUUUUAUAGCACGCACGGGAGCAUGAUAAGUCGCUUUAAUCACCACGUCGCAGCAAGAAAAGGAAAGCAAGAGAAGGAAAAAGAGAGACGAGCGAAGAAACAUUAGGAAAGGACUUUCUUUCCAAAAAAGAAGAAAAGAAAAAAGAAAAGAAGAAAAGAGUUGAAGGAUUUUGCCAGAUCGAUCAAGAUAUUCGGGAGAUUCGGAGCGACCAGAAGAAGACAAGAAAGAACAAGAAGGGUGGCUCGAGAGUUUCGGAAGGCGACGGCGGGGGCACAACCUGCGAGCGGACUUGACAGAUAAAAUAAGAUGAGAUAUUUUUGUAAUGCUUUCGAUGUACCGCAAUCCCAGAAACGUUUCGAAGAUCUCAGCUGACAUAUCCGACAAUGCCUUAUCGCUUUUAAAGAAAACUCGACAACUAUCGGGGAACUCCGCGCGAGGACUGGCGAACUGGAGAAUCGGAAACGUGGGACACCUGAAACACACUCGCAAUCGAAAUUAAUUUCACCGAUCAACUCCAAACCGCUUCCCGCAUCCCAGAGGAGGAACGGAGACACGCGAGACACUCGAUUCAAAACUAUUUGACACUCGAUAGAGCGUUUAUAAUUAAUAAAUAAUUACGCGGCCUUUGCAUUAUAUUUUCAGACUCGAAAUUGUUACUCGAUCAUUAAACGAAAGGUUUCCGUAAAAACGAGAGAGAAAAAACUGAAUUGCACAAGACGUCGAUAAAAGAAUUAAUUAAUUAAUUAAUUAGCGCCACUAGCAAUUACUUUCUGUUUAUUUUCGCGUGCGGGCGCGCGCGAGAUUCUCCAUUCGACACGUACAUUACUUCAUUUCUGCAAUUAAGCUGUUCCUAAUCGAGUUCUUGAUGCUUUUUGAUCGACGCUUCUCUUCGAGAGCGAAUCUGUGUCUCCUUAAUUUAUAUCAGAGAGUUUACAUUUGUAUUGAAAGAUACAUUUUGGAUUCAAACGCGCAGAGAGCAAUUCCAAGGCUCGCAAUUGUGCAACAAAUUACAUUUAUCGAAUUAACCAUUAUCUGCCGCGAAAGAACAAACAACGUUAAAAAACAAACCUAUAAAUGGAGCAGAUCAUAACUUGGAUUAACGCACGUGUAAUCCUGCAAUUUCUCGCUCGAACAAAAUAAAAAAAA
This is a messenger RNA of Ooceraea biroi (clonal raider ant), 7839 nucleotides long. RefSeq names its product whirlin protein dyschronic (gene dysc). The record is from RefSeq and is a predicted model, not a curated record. Gene Ontology annotation, cellular component: cilium; stereocilium tip; plasma membrane. NCBI's taxonomy places the organism in Eukaryota, Metazoa, Arthropoda, Insecta, Hymenoptera, Formicidae. Gene Ontology annotation, molecular function: protein binding.